Pyricularia grisea is the source of this 2510-nucleotide messenger RNA. RefSeq lists its product as uncharacterized. Gene Ontology annotation, cellular component: mitochondrion; cytoplasm. The transcript has 3 exons. Gene Ontology annotation, biological process: mitochondrial translation; arginyl-tRNA aminoacylation. NCBI's taxonomy places the organism in Eukaryota, Fungi, Ascomycota, Sordariomycetes, Magnaporthales, Pyriculariaceae. Bases 94 to 2226 code for a protein of 710 amino acids. Gene Ontology annotation, molecular function: ATP binding; arginine-tRNA ligase activity. The record is from RefSeq and is a predicted model, not a curated record.
CGCAGUCUCAACCAAACAGAGGGGUCAACCAUUGAGCCAGAGCGCGUGGAGGGGGAGGCUCUACUGUAGCUUCUUAUUUUUGACUCAGAGCCAAUGUCACUCCUUUCACCACACUCCUGCGCCCGCGUCACAUCUUCAAUUCGCCAACUGCGAGUCCAGUUACACCUUCGUUUUCUUCCAACGCCAGCCGUUACCUCAAUACACUACUUCAGGUACUCCAUCUCUGCCUCACUCGGCCGCAAUCACUUGCGCGCCGCCGCCAUCAAUCAGCAAACUCGUACUGUCAUCACGAACCUCCCCCGCGUCAUGCCCUCCCACGCCAGCAUCGAUCAGCUGGCCAAACUGGCUGGCGACCUGUCACUGUCAGAGGGCAGUGAUAGGUUCCCAAACUUCUACCCCGAGUCCAACCCCCUCGACGUCUACCGUGCACACCUCACAAACAUCCUUCAACCCAUAACCGGCGUUGACCCCAAGAUCAUCUAUCCCGCUGUCCAAUGGACCUCUUCCUUGGACAAGGGAGACCUGGUUGUGGCCGCACCAGCUCUCAGGGUCAAGGGCAAGAAGCCUGACGAGCUGGUCAAGGAAUGGAGCGAGAAGUUUCCCACAGAUGACCCCCUAUUCGAGAAGCCGGUGGUCACUGGCUACUUUCUGCAGUUUUGGUUCAAGCCAGAUCCAUUGACAAUGAACCUAAUUCCCCUUAUUCGCGAGCUCGGAGACGAUUAUGGCAACAACAAGAGGCUUGGCCUCAAGGAUCCUCAAGAUCCAUCACAGGGCAACAAGAAGAUCAUUGUCGAGUUCUCAAGCCCCAACAUCGCCAAACCUUUCCACGCUGGACAUCUCAGGAGUACAAUCAUCGGAGGAUUCCUUGCCAACCUGUACAAGGGUGCCGGUUGGGAUGUGCAGAGGAUAAACUACCUUGGAGACUGGGGCAAGCAGUACGGCCUCCUGGCUCUUGCGUUUGAGAGAUAUGGCGACGAGGAAGCACUAAAGAAGGAUCCUAUCAACCACCUGUUUCAGCUUUACGUCAAGAUCAACAGCGAAAUGUCUGAGGAGAAGGAACAAAUCGAUGCAAAGAAGAAGGCAGGAGAGGACGUCACGCAGCUGGAGCAGAACAGCUUGGACGAACAGGCUCGAGCUUACUUCAAGAAGAUGGUCGACGGUGACGAGGCUGCCGUGGCACAAUGGCGCAGGUUCCGCGACCUAUCCAUUGAGAGGUAUAAGAAGACAUAUGCCAGGCUGAACAUUUGGUUCGACGAGUACAGUGGAGAGUCGCAGGUUACAGAAGAGUCCAUGGCCAAGUCGGCAAAAACUAUCGCCGAUAAGGGUAUCUCCAAAGAGGACCAGGGCGCUGUCAUAAUCGACUUCUCAGAACACGUGCCUGGAAAGGAGGGCAAGCGGUUGGAAAAGCCCAUCAUCAGGAAGCGCGACGGUACAGCGCUCUACUUGACACGAGACAUCAGCGAGCUGCUGGGCCGAUAUGAGAAGUACAAGUUCGACAAGAUGAUCUAUGUUGUUGCAAGCCAACAGGAUCUUCACUUGAAACAGCUUUUCAAGAUUGUUGAGCUUAUGGGACACAAGGAUAUCGCCGACAAGUGCCAACAUAUCAACUUUGGUAUGGUUUUGGGAAUGAGCACCAGAAAGGGUACCGUCAAGUUUCUGGAUGACAUUCUUCGGGAUGUGGGCGACAAGAUGCACGAGGUCAUGCGCAAAAAUGAUGACAAGUACUCGCAAGUCGAAAACCCGGAGGCAGUCGCAGACACACUCGGCAUCAGCAGUGUCAUGGUACAAGACAUGACUGGCAAAAGAAUCAACAACUAUACUUUCGACAUGGACGCCAUGACUUCGUUUGAAGGCGAUACUGGUCCUUACCUCCAGUAUGCGCAUGCUCGCGUUUGUUCCAUUGCUCGGAAAGCAGGCCUCUCACCAGAGGAGCUGGCAACUGCAGACCUUUCCCUCCUUCAGGAAUCCCACGCUCGCCAACUGGUCCGCAUGCUCUCGCAGUGGCCAGAUGUAGUACAGAACACGUACAAGACUCUGGAGCCAACAACGGUGUUGACAUAUAUGUUUAGAAUGUCACAUGCGCUGAGCCAGAGCUACGACCACUUGAGGAUUGUAGGCAGCGAGAAGGAGCUCAUGAAGGCGAGGAUGGCUCUGUACGACGCCACCAGGAUCGUUCUGAGGAAUGGCAUGGUUCUGCUGGGCUUGAACCCAGUGGAUAGGAUGUAGAGAACCCUUUGUGUGUGUAUGUAUUUGUGGGUAUCUCACUCGAUAGUCUGAGGCCGGCGUGGCAAGAACACCAAGAGACGCGAAAAGUAUGCAUACUCCCCCUCAUCGUCACAGACAGUGGGGUCUCUUCUCCAAGAACUGACAUCUUGGCAGUCUAAUGUCUAAGGCUGCUCACUGCGUCUAGAUGUCUCUCCAUGUAGAUAUUAUUACCCACACUAUCGGUCUUCCCCGCUCGGGCCAUUAGCAAGGCCUUGAGUGGUUGCAGUAGUACCGGGCUAAGGAAU